This is a messenger RNA of Cuscuta epithymum, 500 nucleotides long. The record is from the annotation of a GenBank genome assembly. NCBI's taxonomy places the organism in Eukaryota, Viridiplantae, Streptophyta, Magnoliopsida, Solanales, Convolvulaceae.
AGGGCAAUGAAAAAUGCCAUUCAAAUUGUGUUCCCAAAUACAAGACAUCGGUGGUGUCUAUGGCAUAUAAUGAAGAAGGUGUCUGAGAAGUUAGGAGGGUUGACUGAUAAAGAUGAAGUUAGUGGUUGUUUACAUGAUGCUGUUUAUGACUCCCAAACAGGUGCACAAUUUGAGUUCGCAUGGAGUUCUAUGUUGCAAAGGUUUCAUCUUAAUGACCACGAAUGGCUACAUGUGCUUUACAAUGAAAGACAUCGGUGGGUGCCAUGCUACUUGAGGCCAACUUUUUGGGCAGGGAUGUCAACGACCCAACGGAGUGAGAGCAUUAACGCCUUUUUUGACGACUUUGUUCAUUCUAAAACAAGUCUAAAGGAAUUUGUUGAUCAAUAUGGGCGUGCGUUGAAAUGCAAAGUAGAGAAAGAGUUCCAAGAGGAUGCUAAGUGUCUCACCAAAUUGUUGCCUUGUGUGAGUAUAUAUGCCAUGGAACAUGAGUUGCAACAAAU